CUUAUUUCUUCACUACAAGUGACUCAACUCUAAUAGAUCCACACCUCUGUUCUUUAGGACAAAGCUGUGAAGCAAAUUUGAGUUGUAUCUCUGUCGAGCCCUUCUAACAGGACAGAGACUGAGAAUCUGUUCAUCUUUGAACACUGCAAAGAAAUGUCUGAAUCUGCAGUGAGUCAGUAUGAGGAUCAGUUCAGCUGUCCAGUCUGUUUGGAUCCUCUUAAGGAGCCGGUGACGAUUCCCUGUGGACACAGUUACUGUAUGAGCUGUAUUACUGACUGCUGGGGCCAGAAGGAGCAGGGACCGCCGUACCGCUGUCCCCAAUGCAGAGAGAGCUUCAGUCAGAGACCUCUACUGAAGAAGAACACUCUGAUAGCUGAGAUGAUGGAGACGCUGCAGAAGACGUCCCUACAAACGGCUGCUGUGGAGUGUGAUGUUUGCACUACAGAGAAGAACAGAGCUGUAAAGUCCUGUCUGCAGUGCUUGGCCUCCUUCUGUCAAACUCACCUGCAGCCUCACUAUGAAUCUCCUGCGUUUAUGAAGCACAAACUAGUCGAAGCUUCCAGAAACAUUCAGGAGAACAUCUGCCUCAGUCAUGGGAAACUUCUGGAGAUUUACUGUCAGGAUGAUCAUCAAUGUAUUUGUAACUUGUGUUUGAUUGACAAUCAUAACGGCCACCGUUUGGUUUCUGUGGAUUCAGAAUGGACUAGCAAGAAGAAAGAGUUAAAGAAGGUAAAGGUGGCGUGUCAGAAGCUGAUCCAGGAGCGAGAGAGAGGUCAGCGGGAACUCAGAGAAGCUGUGAAGUCUUUUAAAAGUUCAGCUCUAGAGACCAUGGAGGACAUUGAGAAGGUCUUCACUGAGCUCAUCUGCUCUCUUGAGAAGAAACGCUCUGAGAUUAAAGAGCAGAUCAGAGCUCAGGAGAAGACUGAGAUAGAUCGAGCAGAGGAACUUCACAAACAUCUGGAUCAAGAGCUGACAGAACUCAGAAAAAGACAAGCAGAGAUUGAGAAACUUCUGAUUACUGAUGAUCAGAUCCAGUGUCUGAAGAGCUGCCAGUCUGUGUGUGUUUUACCUUCAUUUGAAGACGUUCCCAGCUUCACUCAACACACUCAUCUGUCUUUUAAAGACAUUUCAAUCUCAGCGUUUAAGGAGGUUUUGGAGGACGCCUGUCAACAGCAAACAGCCAGAAUAUCUCGAGAAGAGUCAAAUGUCCAUUUUUCAGAGUCUUCAAAACCUGAAUCUCCAAAUGAAAUUUUGCACUAUUUCUGUCAACUGCAACUGGAUCCAAACACUGCACACCGAAACCUCAUCUUGUCAGAAGAGAACAGAAAAAUAUCAUGUUCAGUUGAAGUCCAGCAAUAUCCUGAUCACCCAGAGCGAUUUGAUGUUUAUAUGAAUGUCUUGUGUCGAGAGGGUUUGUAUUAUCGCUGUUACUGGGAGGUCGAGUGCAGUGGAGAAAACUGGGCUGUAGGAGUUUGUUACAAAGGAAUUGGGCGUAAAGGAAAAAGUAAUGACUGCAGACUGGGGUUUAAUAACAAGUCAUGGAGAUUGACCCACUGUCAACAGAAUUUCUAUGUCAGACAUCAUAACAAGCAUGUCUGUAUCCCUGCUGUCCGCUCCUCUAGAAUAGGAGUGUGUCUGGAUCACAGAGCAGGAACUCUGUCCUUCUACAGCGUCUCUGACACAAUGACUCUCCUUCACAGAGUCCAGACCACUUUCACUGAACCCUUAUACCCUGCUUUUGGGGUUGGAGAUGAUUCAUCUCUCAUGAUCAUAAAGCAGAGGAGAAUUUAGAUCAGCAGUGAAAUACUUACAAAAAUGUCCUAAACUGUUUAAAGGUAUAGAUAUACUUAAAAGACUGAAAGAUUUCUGUGUCAUGGCCAUGUUCCUUUUCACUAUCCUGUACUGUCAAAGACAACCAGCAGCCAUAUGGUGUCUGCUUUAGCUCCUCAUGUGUUUCACAAAAUUUUUCAUUUUUGUGAACAAAUUUCAAAUGUAAAGCCUACUGGCAUUUACAAUUAACUAAUUCUAAUAGUCAAGAUUAGAUAUUUGAAAACUUGCUAUUAUAAGUCAGCAAUAAAAUUUACGAACUUCUGUCAGGAAAAGUGGCUUUUAGAGCUGUUAAAGUGCUCACAUUAUUGCAUUAGAUUAAACAUGUCUAACAACGUUAAUACAUUUAUGUAAUUUAGCAUUAGUCAUUCUCUGUAGUUUUUUUUUGUUUUUUGUUUUUUUGAGUGAUUUCUAAAGGGUUACAUUUUUCAUGACUUUUGAUUAAUUUUGGGGAAUAUUGUGUUCAGGUGAGACAAAUAAAGAGCACCUCUGCCC
Molecule: messenger RNA, 2322 nt
Organism: Megalobrama amblycephala (Wuchang bream)
Lineage: Eukaryota; Metazoa; Chordata; Actinopteri; Cypriniformes; Xenocyprididae
Product: E3 ubiquitin/ISG15 ligase TRIM25-like
Exons: 7
Coding region: 154-1791 (545 amino acids)
Molecular function (GO): protein binding; zinc ion binding
Source: RefSeq, a predicted model, not a curated record